GCGGGCGGCGACGGGGCGGUGGGGCGAGGCGAGCGCGGGCAGCUGCGGCGGAGGAGCCGCAGCCGCUGCGGGGCCGGACCGGGCCGGGCGCGCACCGGUGGCGGCGGCAGAAGCAGCAUCUCGCUUCGCGGACCCGGCGCAGGUUUCCCGCACACAGAGUGCAGACUGAGAGCAGCCCAGGAGACAGAGCAAGAAACCCAGACCAGAGAGAAUGAGAAGUGCCACCUCUCCAGUAGGCUUGGACUGAUCCAUAGCAGUCAUUGAUUGAGAAUUCACUAGGAGCCAGAGCUGAACUGCAUCACCCAGUCCCCAGAGCCAGCAAGACAUGGGCCCCAUUUUCCAAAUCCUGAUGCUUUUCAUUUAACCUGAAGACAUGGAGGGCAGGCAUUCUUAGCCCUUUCACAGAUAAGAAGACAGAGGCCCAGAGAGAAGUAACUUUCCAGCCAGAUGGUGGGAGAGCCAGGAUGCAACUCCAAGAUUCUGACCUUGCUUUCUGCUACCCCAUCCUGCUGGCCAAGGAAGAUGAGUAACUCCAGACCCAAACCGGGGAGGGAGCGGGAGCUACCACCCCUGACCAUGUAGAUGCCAGCUCCAGGAGCAGCAUGGGGCCCACUGAAUGGAGACUCCUGGGUCUACAACCCUGAGCCCCUCUGGUCCCUGGACCUUACCCCACACCUGGGGACACCCCUUGGAGCUCACCACUGCUGUCAGCAGCCCACCUCGGCCGCCCCCUCUCCCUGGGACCUAGAGUUGGCCACCAGGUGCCACAGCCGUCCAGUGAGGUUGUACUGAGGACAGCCAUACGGAGCCAUCGCCCAGCAGCCUCUCGUCCAGUGCUGACCCUCGGGCCCACCCUGAGCAGGGACAGUGGCAAACAUGGGUGACAUGACCAACAGCGACUUUUACUCCAAAAACCAAAGAAAUGAGUCGAGCCAUGGGGGCGAGUUCGGGUGCACAAUGGAGGAGCUCCGCUCCCUCAUGGAGCUGCGGGGCACCGAGGCUGUGGUCAAGAUCAAGGAGACUUAUGGGGACACUGAAGCCAUCUGCAGACACCUCAAAACCUCACCCGUCGAAGGUUUGCCAGGCACCGCACCAGACCUGGAAAAGAGAAAGCAGAUUUUUGGGCAAAACUUUAUACCUCCAAAGAAGCCAAAAACCUUCCUGCAGCUGGUGUGGGAAGCACUGCAAGACGUGACACUGAUCAUCCUGGAAAUCGCGGCCAUCAUCUCCCUGGGGCUCUCCUUCUACCACCCGCCUGGGGAGAGUAAUGAAGGAUGUGCGACAGCCCAGGGUGGGGCAGAGGAUGAAGGAGAGGCAGAGGCAGGCUGGAUCGAGGGGGCUGCCAUCCUCCUCUCGGUCAUCUGCGUGGUCCUGGUCACAGCCUUCAAUGACUGGAGCAAAGAGAAACAGUUCCGGGGCCUGCAGAGCCGCAUCGAACAGGAGCAGAAGUUUACCGUGGUCCGGGCUGGCCAGGUGGUCCAGAUCCCUGUGGCCGAGAUUGUGGUUGGGGACAUUGCCCAGGUCAAAUAUGGUGACCUCCUCCCUGCCGACGGCCUCUUCAUCCAGGGCAAUGACCUCAAGAUCGAUGAAAGCUCCCUGACGGGGGAGUCUGACCAAGUGCGCAAGUCCGUGGACAAGGACCCCAUGCUGCUGUCAGGGACCCACGUGAUGGAGGGCUCUGGACGUAUGGUGGUGACUGCCGUGGGUGUGAACUCUCAGACCGGCAUCAUCUUUACCCUGCUGGGGGCUGGCAGUGAAGAAGAAGAGAAGAAAGACAAGAAAGGUGUGAAGAAGGGCGAUGGCCUUCAGCUACCAGCGGCCGAUGGUGCAGCAGGUUCAAAUGCUGCCGAUAGCGCCAACACCAGCCUAGUCAAUGGUAAAAUGCAGGACGGCAAUGUGGACGCCAGUCAGAGCAAAGCCAAACAGCAGGAUGGGGCGGCCGCCAUGGAGAUGCAACCCCUCAAGAGUGCUGAGGGUGGCGACGCUGAUGACAAGAAGAAGGCCAACAUGCACAAGAAGGAGAAAUCUGUGCUACAGGGCAAGCUCACCAAGCUGGCUGUGCAGAUCGGCAAGGCAGGCCUAGUGAUGUCCGCCAUCACGGUGAUCAUCCUGGUGCUCUACUUCACCGUGGACACCUUUGUGGUCAACAAGAAGCCAUGGCUGCCCGAGUGCACGCCCGUCUACGUGCAGUACUUUGUCAAGUUCUUCAUCAUUGGCGUCACGGUGCUGGUAGUCGCUGUGCCCGAGGGACUCCCUCUGGCCGUCACCAUCUCGCUGGCCUACUCGGUGAAGAAAAUGAUGAAGGAUAACAACCUGGUACGCCACCUGGACGCCUGUGAGACCAUGGGCAACGCCACGGCCAUCUGUUCGGACAAGACAGGCACACUGACCACCAAUCGCAUGACGGUGGUGCAGGUGUACGUCGGUGAUGUCCACUACAAGGAGAUCCCCGACCCCAGCUCCAUCAACGCCAAGACCAUGGAGCUGCUGGUCAACGCCAUCGCCAUCAACAGCGCCUACACCACCAAGAUUCUGUCCCCAGAGAAGGAGGGCGCCCUGCCUCGGCAGGUGGGCAACAAGACAGAGUGUGGCCUGCUGGGCUUCGUGCUGGACCUGAAGCAGGACUAUGAGCCCGUACGCAGCCAGAUGCCAGAGGAGAAGCUGUACAAAGUGUACACCUUCAACUCUGUGCGCAAGUCCAUGAGCACAGUCAUCAAGAUGCCGGACGAGAGCUUCCGCAUGUAUAGCAAGGGAGCUUCUGAGAUUGUGCUCAAGAAGUGCUGCAAAAUCCUCACUGGGGCAGGUGAGCCCCGGGUCUUCCGGCCCCGUGACCGGGAUGAGAUGGUAAAGAAGGUGAUUGAGCCCAUGGCCUGCGAUGGUCUCCGUACCAUCUGUGUGGCCUACCGCGACUUCCCCAGCAGCCCUGAGCCCGACUGGGACAAUGAGAAUGACAUCCUCAAUGACCUCACCUGCAUCUGUGUGGUGGGCAUCGAGGACCCCGUGCGGCCCGAGGUCCCAGAAGCCAUCCGCAAGUGCCAGCGGGCAGGCAUCACAGUCCGCAUGGUCACCGGGGACAAUAUCAACACAGCCCGUGCCAUCGCCAUCAAGUGUGGCAUCAUCCAUCCUGGGGAGGAUUUCCUGUGCCUGGAGGGCAAGGAGUUCAACCGGAGGAUCCGCAAUGAGAAGGGAGAGAUUGAGCAGGAGCGAAUCGACAAGAUCUGGCCAAAGCUGCGGGUGCUGGCGCGCUCCUCCCCCACAGACAAGCACACCCUCGUCAAAGGCAUCAUCGACAGCACACACACUGAGCAGCGGCAGGUGGUGGCCGUGACGGGGGAUGGCACCAAUGACGGGCCUGCACUCAAGAAGGCGGACGUGGGCUUCGCCAUGGGCAUUGCAGGCACAGAUGUGGCCAAGGAGGCGUCAGACAUCAUCCUGACAGACGACAACUUCAGCAGCAUCGUCAAGGCAGUGAUGUGGGGCCGCAACGUCUAUGACAGCAUCUCCAAGUUCCUGCAGUUCCAGCUGACCGUCAACGUGGUGGCUGUGAUCGUGGCCUUCACAGGCGCCUGCAUCACACAGGACUCCCCCCUGAAGGCCGUGCAGAUGCUCUGGGUGAAUCUUAUCAUGGACACAUUUGCCUCAUUGGCACUGGCCACCGAGCCACCCACCGAGACCCUGCUUCUGAGGAAGCCGUAUGGCCGCAACAAGCCCCUCAUCUCUCGGACCAUGAUGAAGAACAUCCUGGGCCACGCCGUCUACCAGCUCACCCUCAUCUUCACCCUGCUCUUUGUUGGUGAGAAGAUGUUCCAGAUUGACAGCGGGAGGAACGCGCCCCUGCACUCACCACCCUCGGAGCACUACACCAUCAUCUUUAACACCUUCGUCAUGAUGCAGCUCUUCAACGAGAUCAAUGCCCGUAAGAUCCACGGCGAGCGCAAUGUCUUUGAUGGCAUCUUCCGGAAUCCUAUCUUCUGCACCAUUGUGCUGGGCACCUUCGCCAUCCAGAUAGUGAUCGUGCAGUUCGGCGGGAAGCCAUUCAGCUGCUCCCCGCUGCAGCUGGACCAGUGGAUGUGGUGCAUAUUCAUUGGGUUAGGAGAGCUCGUCUGGGGCCAGGUCAUCGCCACCAUCCCGACCAGCAGGCUCAAGUUCCUCAAAGAGGCGGGCAGGCUCACGCAGAAGGAGGAGAUCCCGGAGGAGGAGCUCAAUGAGGACGUGGAGGAGAUCGACCACGCCGAGAGGGAGCUGCGGCGCGGCCAGAUCCUGUGGUUCCGAGGCCUGAAUCGGAUCCAGACCCAGAUCCGCGUGGUGAAGGCGUUCCGUAGCUCUCUCUAUGAAGGUCUAGAAAAGCCUGAGUCUCGAACCUCCAUCCAUAAUUUCAUGGCUCAUCCUGAAUUCCGGAUCGAAGAUUCGCAGCCCCACAUCCCCCUCAUUGAUGACACAGACCUGGAGGAAGAUGCCGCCCUCAAGCAGAACUCGAGCCCGCCCUCCUCUCUCAACAAGAACAACAGCGCCAUUGACAGCGGGAUCAACCUGACGACCGACACAAGCAAAUCAGCUACCUCUUCAAGUCCAGGGAGCCCCAUCCACAGCCUGGAGACAUCGCUUUAGCUGAGGACCCGCUGCCACCCACCUCCCGGGCACCCACCCAUCCAGGCACCCACUCACCCAAGCAGCAACGAGCAACAGGAAACCAAACACUGGCGAGAAAACCAAUGUUUCCACCCAACAGACCCUUUUUCUGGCUGCGAUGCUGUUUGAACUCUUUUUCACUUUGAGGCAAGGGGCAGGAUCUCCUCCAGGGGCUCAGAGGAGGGAGCAAUUUUCCCAGAACAAGCCCUUCCCGGCUCCCGCCCAGACAGGACCCAGCCACGCACCCACCAGGCCGCGCAUCCCCUGCAUGAAUGUACCGUCCACUUCCAGUCCUCCCCUCCUUUGGUUUGGGGGCAUUGGGGAGGGGUUUUUUGUUUGUUUUCUUAGGCGUGAACUGCAAAUGGACUCUUUGAGACUCUAUCCAGUCCAUGGGUCUGUGAGUUUUGAAAUGCUUGUGCAGCAUGGUCUCAGUUGUAUAGUUUAAUUUAACAACUUUUUCAAACUGCAGAGCUUAACUCACCUAAUAGAUUUGCACCAAUGGAACCGAAGAACUUCAUAGACACUCACACGGUUAUAUCCAUUUCUUUGUAUCUAUAUUAACGUAUACUUCUCCACUAUUGUAUACGUCCAUAUAGAUAGG
Molecule: messenger RNA, 5230 nt
Organism: Manis pentadactyla (Chinese pangolin)
Lineage: Eukaryota; Metazoa; Chordata; Mammalia; Pholidota; Manidae
Gene: ATP2B2
Product: ATPase plasma membrane Ca2+ transporting 2
Exons: 27
Coding region: 877-4608 (1243 amino acids)
Biological process (GO): calcium ion transmembrane transport; regulation of cytosolic calcium ion concentration
Cellular component (GO): postsynaptic density membrane; intracellular membrane-bounded organelle
Molecular function (GO): ATP binding; ATP hydrolysis activity; PDZ domain binding
Source: RefSeq, a predicted model, not a curated record